CUAAGAUGUCUGUUAUUACUCUGUGACCGGAUACGAAUUGCUCUUUCUGAUAUACUGAGCCUACAGUGACAAUAUAUAACCGCUAGGCUUGCUCAUAUACUGGAGGCAUUUUGCUGACUUGCUCACUCAUUACUGAUGUAGGGCAUCAAAUCUCCUAUGAUACUGCCUCUUAUCAACAGAUUACCUUUAGGCCACACAAUAACAUUUAGUGCAAUGAAACUCCCAAAGUAAAAUGGGUGGGUGGAGACAUUCUAACUGGUUUAUGGUAGUAAAUUACAGUGUUUUUACAGCAUUCCUGGCUGAAAGAGGAGGCAGAUUGGCUCUUAAAGAAAAAGACCAAAGACACCAUUCUCCUUCAGUACAAGUAUUGAUAUUUACUGAUAUGAAGUAAUAAAUAAUGACAGCAACAUUUGCAAUAAAUCCAAUCUAAACUAAAACCCUCACACAAAUUAUUUCAAAAUGAGCCAGUGGGCAAUUUAAAUAUUCCAUUAACUAAAAAUAAAAGUAAAACCAGUAAUGUUUCAACAGGAGUUUGGUCAGAGAGGUUAAUGUCAUUAGAGAUAAAAGGUCAUAUACUGUAGUUGAGUUACGUGACCAGUUAAUUUGGAAAUACUUAGCAUAAAGUUUUAUGAACUUUAAUGAAUGAGGGUUGGGUGUCUUUAUAGAUUAUAUCUGCUGAGGUGGUGGUGCUAUUACUCCACUAUUGAUUAGAUUAGAAUGCCUGGGAAGGACACAGACACACACACGCACGCACACACCUACACACACACACACACACACAUAUAAACAUACACCAUCGCGCAUGCAAACACACAAACACAGAGGUUUACCAACAUGCACAUAAAGUGCAAAGCUGUCCUCUAAAAUCAAAUGAAAUCUUUCUCAUGGUGAAAUAAAAUAAGGCAGAGGGGGAGAAGGAAAAGAUCUCCUUCACCUCUAUCUAUCCAUCCCUGUGAUAAGUGGGAGAGAGAGAAGGACAGAUAAGUAAUGUGCAAUAAAGUGAGAAGUCUUAGGCCACAGCUCCUCCCCUCUCCUUGUUCCUGCCCCAAUCAGAUGGGAUUAUAGAUCUUUUAUGUCAGGGAUGUCCCUAGUCAUGGCUGUAAGAAUAAGAUGAAGCAGAGACCAGCAGGUAGAGAAAAGGAGACAUAGAGACUAGAGAGUGAACUGAGAAGAGGAGAGAAGCAAAGAGAGGAAGAAGAAGUGUGAGGAAGACCAAGUUGAAACAGGAAUGAAGUAUCCUCCUACUCCUCAGAGUAAAUCUCUGUUAGAUAUGGAAGUAGCAAACUAUUGUGAAGGCCUGGAUCCCUCAUACAGCACACUGGGCUUUGAGAAUGCAGAGGUGCUCUGUGGAGGAGGAGACAGCAUGCCAAUAGAGCCGGGCAUGUCAGUCGGUCCAGACGGGGUCAGCAGUAACUGUGCCAUCUGUGGAGACAAAGCCACAGGAAAACACUAUGGAGCCUCCAGCUGUGAUGGCUGUAAAGGCUUCUUCAGACGCUCCAUACGCAAGAGCCAUGUCUACACCUGCAGGUUCAGCAGACAAUGCAUUGUGGAUAAAGAUAAGAGAAACCAAUGUCGUUUCUGCAGACUCAACAAAUGCUUCAGGGCUGGCAUGAAGAAAGAAGCUGUACAGAACGAGCGGGAUCGGAUCAGCUCCCGAAGAAGUAUCCCCGACACCCAAGACAUGCCACCCAUUACUAUUUUGGCCCAAGCUGAAUCACUGUCCCAACAGAUCACUGCUCCACUUGGAAUAGCAGACAUAUCGGAGCAGAAGUCAGCCACUGUCGGAGAUGCAUGCGAUUCUAUGAGACAACAGUUAUUGGUGUUGGUGGAAUGGGCCAAGUACAUUCCUGCAUUUGGAGAACUGCCACUGGAUGACCAGGUGAGUUUGCUCAGGGCUCAUGCAGGUGAGCACCUUUUGCUUGGUGUCGCCAAAAGGUCAAUGCCAUUCAAGGACUUCCUGCUUUUAGGUAAUGGCUGUGUGAUCCACAGGAACAGUCCUGAACAAGAGAUGUACAAGGUAGCCAACCGAGUGCUGGAUGAGCUGGUACAGCCCUUCCAGGAUAUUCAAAUAGACGACAACGAGUAUGCAGCGCUCAAGGCUAUUGUCUUCUUUGACCCGGAUGCAAAGUCUUUGCGGGAUCCAUUGAAGAUUAAGACCAUUCGUCUGCAGGUCCAGAUGAGUCUGGAAGACUACAUUAAUGACCGUCAGUAUGACUCCAGGGGUCGCUUUGGAGAGCUGUUACUCCUGCUGCCCACCCUGCAGAGCAUCACCUGGCAGAUGAUCGAACAGCUUCAGUUCAUUAAGCUCUGUGGGCUGGCCAAGAUAGACAACCUGCUGCAUGAGAUGCUGCUGGGAGGCCUUGCGUCAGAGCCCACACACCUGCACCACCCAGCACACACCCAGCUGGCCCAGGACCCUUUGACUGGACACACACUGGUCAUCAGCACCCUGCCUGCCGCUCACACUACACAGACAGCCUCUCCAGACACUCCCAUCCCAUCACCCCCUCAGGGUCCUGCCCCAGAGAAGUACAAACACUUUUCCCAUCCUCUUUGUCCUCCAGCCAGCCCCUCGCCUUCCACAUAGACAGAUCUCUGACUUCUCCCUGCACUCUGUCAAAGAAGCAGACAUGGGCCUAGUUCCCUUGUCCCCUAUCCAUCAUCCCAGUCAUAAGAUUAUGAAAGCAGUCCCCGCUCAGGGUCUGUGGUUAGACUUUACCCUGCUCCUUCUCCAUGUGACUCCUGGUGGCGUUGCAACAAUAACUAAGAUGUAAUUAACGCUGCUGUGUGCGGCACUUUUAAACGUCAACUUGUCACCUUCAAAUUCAGUGAACUAAUGAAACACCAAACCAGAGUUUAACAAAACAUGAUGUUUGUGGUCACCUAGAACCAAUAUACUGUUUUUCAAUGCAGUAUCUAGAUUUUACAGCAUCGUUAUGUCAGUAAGGCACAUGCUCAUAGAAAUGAUGGCAGUGCAAAAGGUAAAGUAGAUAGUAAAGUAGAUAGUCCGAUGAAAAGAUAAUGCCAUCUUAAACUCUGCAUUAUUUGAAGUGUAGCUUUUAUUGACUGAUGUCUUGCUUGAUUUGACAUAGAAGUGCAGAAAAUGCCCUCUGUCCUUAUGCUUCUUUACUGUGAUAAUCCUGAUAACGUGUAAAUGCAUGAAAUACUAUCUAAUCAUCAAUUGCAAAGGCAACAGAAAUGCAAAGAGAAAAUCGUGGCUUAUCGUCAACAAAUUACAGCUGGCCAUCAAAUAUAAAUGAAAUGCUCUGUUUUGUUCAUAAAUGAUGCAUCAGUGGGGCCUAUUACACCUGUAAACUGGUCUUAGAUCAGUUAUCGUGUUCUAAAGAACUUCAGAGAUAUUGUUGCUGAUUGUUAAGACUUAGAUGUUAUACCUAAACACACUGUGGGGUAUGCAGAGGAAGAAACUAUUUUAAAAGGUUGUGAAAAAAAUUCAAUAUAUUCCGAAUUUACAUGUAUGCAGCAGCUGAAACAUAAUAUAAUGGGGUACUAUAGUUUGUGGUGAAGAUUAACAUGGCAAUAAUAACAAUAACAUUUAUUUUACAUAAAGACCUGUCGUCAAAUGCAAAAAGAAAUGUGGAUAAAUUGUAAUAUUUGAACAACUUACUGUAUAUAGCCAAAUGGAUGAUAGGAAAUAUUCACAUCAUCAAAGUGUCUUUCUAUAUUAAAUUUUUUGGAAUCAGCUGUGUAUUUCUAUUUUGGUUUGUGUACAUUUCUUAGUUUAUGUAGUAUAUUUAUUAAAAUGCAAUUUUGAGUAUUCAUUUGAA
Messenger RNA from Anarrhichthys ocellatus (wolf-eel), 3785 nucleotides. RefSeq names its product hepatocyte nuclear factor 4, gamma (gene hnf4g). Lineage: Eukaryota; Metazoa; Chordata; Actinopteri; Perciformes; Anarhichadidae. The record is from RefSeq and is a predicted model, not a curated record. Gene Ontology annotation, cellular component: nucleus. Gene Ontology annotation, molecular function: RNA polymerase II cis-regulatory region sequence-specific DNA binding; zinc ion binding; nuclear steroid receptor activity. The transcript is spliced from 11 exons. Gene Ontology annotation, biological process: regulation of DNA-templated transcription. Bases 1229 to 2587 code for a protein of 452 amino acids.